This is a messenger RNA of Exserohilum turcica Et28A, 390 nucleotides long. RefSeq lists its product as uncharacterized. Bases 1 to 390 code for a protein of 129 amino acids. The transcript has 3 exons. Lineage: Eukaryota; Fungi; Ascomycota; Dothideomycetes; Pleosporales; Pleosporaceae. The record is from RefSeq and is a predicted model, not a curated record.
AUGGCCCAAACCGUAGCAAAGCGCGACGCCCAGCAACUGCAGCAAAACCAAGCCACAGCCUCACAACAGCAAGUCCACGAGAAACACGCCAGCGCCAAUGCAUCUAUGCCGUAUGAGAAUGAUAUACAGCUUUACCAACGUACAACCAUGCAGGCCGGUCUCAAUCUCAAUCUCUUCGGCGCGCUCUCCGGCGCCUUUAGUUCCAAGCAGAAGAAAAGCACGCGGGUGGAUGACGACGGGUCGAUCGUGAGUGAGCAGGAGAGACAAGACAAAGCCGAAGCUAGCGCUCUCGCUCGCGCUCAGGCAAACGCGCGCGCUGCUGCAGGUGCGGAGCAGAGUGAGAUGAAGAGGACACAGCAGCGCGUUGAUCAUCUGGGGAUUGAAGGGUGA